CACGUGCAUCCCACCUCUCUAUCAACACGCAUCGAAAGGGUCAUUGGCAUGAGGGUCGGAUGGGUAUGGUGUGCUCGUCGAGUCGUGCGGCAUAAUGUGAAGGCUCCUCGAAGGCUGCUGUCGACCGCAGUGCCCCAACCAGACCUACUUUCAAAGUCUACGCGAAAUAUUGGCAUCAUCGCUCACAUCGAUGCUGGAAAAACAACCACUACAGAGCGCAUGCUCUAUUACAGUGGAUACACACGAAGAAUUGGAGACGUCGACGAAGGCUCAACGGUGACCGACUUCCUCCCUGCCGAACGGGCGCGCGGCAUCACCAUCCAGUCUGCAGCCAUCACAUUCCACUGGCCUCCGUUACCUCCCAACACUCAAUCGCCACCACAGCCGCCACGACUGCCUGCAACUUUUGAUACCAUAGCUCGAUCUUCUAUUCCGCACAAUGUCAAUCUUAUCGACACGCCUGGUCAUGCAGACUUCACCUUUGAAGUGCUCCGCUCUCUCCGUGUUCUCGAUGGCGCUGUCUGUAUCCUCGAUGGAGUCGCUGGUGUCGAAGCUCAGACAGAAAAGGUCUGGACUCAGGCUGGUCACUACCGCAUCCCCAGAAUCAUCUUCGUGAACAAGCUCGACCGAGUUGGCGCUGCGUUCUCGAGAACGGUGAAAGAGAUUGGCGCCAGGCUGCAUGCAUGGCCGGCCGUGUGCCAAAUUCCAUGGUGGCAGGGCGGCAAUGGAGAUUUCGUCGGUGUUGGUGACGUUGUGAAUCUUCGCGGUAUGCUGUGGCAGGCUGGUGGCGAUGGAAGCCAGAUUCGGGCGUUCGGGCUCGAGGAGCUUGACAAGACUGACAAGAAGUUUGCGGAAGAGAUCAGAAAGGCAAGGGUUGCACUCGUCGAGAUACUGAGCGAGCACGACGAUGUGAUGGUGGAGCACUUCCUCGAGCAGGAUGAAGAUCAUCUGGCUAUCCCUGGCAUCCAGGUCAUGCAGUCACUUCGCCGUGUCGUGCUGCAGGCACCGCAAACCAUCAUCCCCGUCUUCGCAGGUGCCAGCUUUCGUAACGUCGGCGUUCAACCUCUCCUCGAUGCAGUUGUCGACCUCCUCCCAUCACCUCUCGAACGCCCAGAUCCUGAGAUCAGUAUUGCGAACCAGAGCAGCACUCUCUCCGCACUUUUGAGCUCAGCUCCAGCCACCAAAUCAGUAAUUAAGCAACCAAAGAAAGCUGGCCACGAGCUGGCUGUAUCAGAAGUCAAGAACCUGACAGCGUGCGCCCUUGCUUUCAAAGUGGUCAACGAUGCCAAGCGCGGCGUCCUGGUUUAUGUGCGCGUCUACUCGGGCUCCAUUGAUCGUGGAUCUACUCUCUACAACACCAAUCUUGCCGUUGCUGAACGCGCACCGCGCCUCCUCAAGAUGUACGCCAAUGACGCCGUGGAAGUCGACAGCAUUGGAGCUGGCCAGAUUGGCGUGAUUACCGGCCUCAAGCACGCACGAACAGGCGACACCCUCAUCGUAUACAGAGGUCUGCAGAUGAAGGGCACACCUGCUGGUGGUUUGAACACCCUGCAGCUACGACCGAUCAAUGUCCCGCCUCCAGUCUUCUUCACCAGCAUCGAGCCCAACAGUCUGAGUGAGCAGAAGCACGUUCAAGAAAGCUUGGGUAUCCUGCUCCGAGAGGACCCAAGUCUGCAUCUCUCCGUUGACGAGGAAUCAGGCCAGACGCACCUCGCUGGCAUGGGCGAUCUGCAUCUAGAGAUUGCGCGCGACCGCCUGCUCAACGAGUUCAAAGCUAAAGCCCGCAUUGGCAAGAUCGAGAUCGGGUACCGCGAGACCAUCUCCACUGGCACGCCCCCCUACACGUAUGAACUCGACAAGCCCAUCGCAGGAAAACAGGCAAGAGCCGUCAUCACCGCGUCGGUCGAGCCCAUCGACGACAGCACCGUGAUCUCCGCGUCGCAAGAAGAAAUAGAGAUGGAAGGCGGCGCGUUCGAGUCGAUAUUCAAGCUACCGGACAACAACACCCUGCACAUCUCGCACCCCACGCUCUCCCGCCGCGACUCCGCCUCGCACAAGAACUCCAUCCCCCCGCACCUCUCGCUGCCAGGCGUGCUGCACUCCAUCCAAGCUGGCGUCUCGGCCGCCCUCGCCCGCGGUCCCUUCAACGGCUUCCCCGUCGCAAACACAAGCAUCAGCAUCGCCCUCGACGCGCAGACAAACCUCUUCCCCGAAACGACACCGACCGCCAUCUCCCAGGCCGCGCGCGCUGCAGUGUCUCACGGCCUCAGAAGCGCAAGCAGCACUGCGCCUUCGGUGUUGAUGGAGCCCGUGAUGAUGGUGACCAUCUUCGUGCACGAGUCUUCCCUCGGCGCUGUCGUGCAGGACAUCUCCUCCUCGCGCGGCGGCCAAGUGCUUUCCCUCGACGGCGCGGACACACCCACCGACGGCGAUGACGCACCACGUAUCGAUCCGAAUCUGAUCUACACGCCUCCUGACCCUUUUGCGUCGGGCACAGGGGGCAUGCACUCCGGGCUUGCGGACAGUCAGAGACAGAUCGUUGCGCGCGUCCCGCUAAAGGAGAUGGUGGGGUACUUGAACCAUCUGCGCGCGCUGACAGGAGGUAGGGGCACGUUCGUGAUGACUGUGGAUGGGUUUGAGCGCAUGGCUAGUCAGCGGCAGAAGGAAGUUUUGGAUGCGUUGAGGGAGUUUUGAGUGUCAUUAUUUGUAUGAAUAUCGGGUUGUAAGAUAUGAGUGUGUUAUACUAGUAGGGUACGGUGAAAGUAGACUUGAUCUGGGCUGAAGGCUCAUUCACUUCGACGCUUCGACCUCACGUUCUCACGUUCUCUUUUUUUCUAUCAGCACCACCACGCUUAUCUAUACUCUCGACGAUCGCUCACGAUGAAGUACUCUCACACCAUCAUUCUCGUCACGCUCCUCGUCGCCAUCUUCUGCAUUCUCUUCGGCUGGUGCCUCGCCAAGAUGUGCAUGCGCGGCUUCAGUGCUGGGGCCAUGGAAAUGCAAACGCGGCGGGACGUCGAGGCAGCGCAGCCACGC
Molecule: messenger RNA, 3036 nt
Organism: Dothidotthia symphoricarpi CBS 119687
Lineage: Eukaryota; Fungi; Ascomycota; Dothideomycetes; Pleosporales; Dothidotthiaceae
Product: P-loop containing nucleoside triphosphate hydrolase protein
Exons: 3
Coding region: 49-2694 (881 amino acids)
Biological process (GO): mitochondrial translation; ribosome disassembly
Cellular component (GO): mitochondrion
Molecular function (GO): GTPase activity; GTP binding
Source: RefSeq, a predicted model, not a curated record